CCCUGAUUUAACAAUCGCCCUCCGCUCCAAGAAGAGCUAAUGCCUGGAAGCAAACCUGAGUGUAAAGACACCGUAUCCUCUCGGCCUUUGUGCCCUGGGAUGUUUACAUAGGGUCUCGGAGCUCACCGCGAAUCCCCGGGGCUGCUUCCCGAGGGCAGCGAGAUGGCUUGGCUUUCCAGGUACUGCCUGGCCGCCCCCCGUCCUCAUCUUCUGAAGCUGUUAGAGAGCCCCACUGGCCGGGGAUAGGCGGGACGACGGGAUGGCCUCUCGGCGCCCUCUGGACGUCGGCAUUUGUCGCGGGGCAGCUGGGGCGCCCUCGGCUGUCGCCCCAGGCGGAGGAGAGGAGUUUCCGGGGCUCGGAUCCCUGCAGCCAGCGCCUGGAAGGAGCGCGGAAGCGAGUGGGCGGCGAGAGGCGGAGCAAGGGAUGCGGGGGGGCGUGGACGCGGCCGGCUUUGGAAAGGCCCCAAGUUAAUGAGGCGUGCGCCGGCGGCAGAGCGCCUUUCCGAGCUGGGCUUUCCCCCGCGGUGCGGGCGCCAAGAGCCGCCUUUUCCGCUGGGUGUCACUCGGGGGUGGGGGAGAUGGCUCAUUCAAAAGCGCCGUGAGGGGGCCCGGCCAGUGCCCUUCGGUGAGCGCUCGCAAGAGGACGGCAGAGGCCCGGAGGUUCGCAGCUCCGGGACCUUGUGGCGCAUCAGGACGCGGCUGCCGGCUUGCCGGGACCCUGAGCCGCCGCCUCCGCCACCGCCGCUCUGCUUCCUGCGUGUUAGCCUCCUCUGCGCGCUCCGGGCGGGCGGCCGCGGGAGCCGCUGGGGCGAGGACGGCGCGCGGCUGCUGCUGCUGCCCCCGGCUCGGGCGGCUGGAAGUGGAGAGGCCGAGCCGAGCGGCGCUCCUCCCUAUGCCGGGAGGAUGUUGGAGAGCAGUGGCUGCAAAGCGCUGAAGGAGGGUGUGUUGGAGAAGCGCAGCGACGGGUUGCUGCAGCUCUGGAAGAAAAAGUGCUGCAUCCUCACCGAGGAGGGGCUGCUGCUUAUCCCGCCCAAGCAGCUGCAACACCAGCAGCAGCAGCAACAGCCCGGGCAGGGGCCGGCCGAACCGUCCCAACCGGGAGGGCCGUCCGUGGCCAGCCUCGAGCCGCCAGUCAAGCUCAAGGAAUUGCACUUUUCCAACAUGAAGACCGUGGACUGCGUGGAGCGCAAGGGCAAGUAUAUGUACUUCACUGUGGUGAUGGCCGAGGGCAAGGAGAUCGACUUUCGGUGCCCGCAGGACCAGGGCUGGAACGCCGAGAUCACGCUGCAGAUGGUGCAGUACAAGAACCGUCAGGCUAUCCUGGCGGUCAAGUCCACGCGGCAGAAGCAGCAGCACCUGGUUCAGCAGCAGCCCCCACAGCCGCAGCUUCAACCCCAACCCCAACCCCAACCCCAGCCUCAGCCCCAGUCACAGUCUCAGCCGCAGCCCCAUCCCAAGCCUCAGCCCCAGCCCCAGCCCCAGCCCCAGCGUCAGCCCCAGCCUCAGCCCCAACCUCAGCAGCUCCACCCGUGUCCGCAUCCGCAUCCGCACCCACACGCGCACCCGCACCCACAACAACUACCGCACUCGCACCAACAGCCGCUCUCGCAGCCGCACGGCCACCGGCUUCUCCGCAGCACUUCCAACUCUGCCUGAAGGGGGCAGCACCCGGGCCAGACAAGGUUUUGAGAACUUGAGGAAGUGGGACGAGCACCUUUCUAUUGUCUUCACUUGAAUGGAAAACAAAAGUCUCCCCGCCCCGCACCAGAUCAAGUAGUUUGGACAUCACCCUGCUGAUAACUUGAGAUUCCUCUCCUCUUAGUUUUCUGCAUACUCUUCAUCACGAUGCAGGAAACGGCUUCAGUCCAGAAGGCUUUAUUUAUGAACCUUUGAAAGGAUCUUCCAGUAUGGUGGACCUUCUAGGAGCAAUGAUGUACUGUAAUUUUAUUUUAAUGUAUUUUGAUUUAUGAUUAUUUAUUAGUUUUUUAAAUGCUUGUUUUAAGACAUUUCUGAAUGUAGGCCAUUUUCCAAAAAAGUUUAUUUUUAAAAACUUAUUCCCUAGUAAAUUCUAAUCUUGGAAAAGAAAAAAAAUGUAGAAGGGCGGUGGAGGGGAAAACAUUAAGAAUUCAUUCAUUAUUCCUAGGGCAUUUUCAGAAGGUCUGACACUUUCAUUGUUAUGCCAGGUGGUUCAAAUUAAACUCUGUGAUAUUACUUUUUUUUUUUUUUGAGAUUUUUUUCCCCCUUAGGCAUAUAUUUUCUAUAGAGUAGAAGUUUAAAAAAACUAAAUGUUCAGAGUUAUAUAACUACGAAAAUCUAAUUGCUUUUCUAAAAGGAAGUUCAUGGUAAUGACAUCUAAUCCCAAAUAUUUAAUACGUAACCCAACUGAUGGCAAGAUGAGCAUAUCAUGAAUAUAUGGUAGGGCUGGUGUAAUGCGGGAAAAGCCUUGCUUAUAUCAUCUGUUUGAAGGGACUAAUAAGAGAUGUCUGUGAUUUCUGAAUAUGAAUGCAUUAGGCUUUUCAAAAAACACAGUGGGGGAAAAAGAGAACCAUUCAGCUUGUUUGAGAACAUUUGUGCUCUUAUCCACACUAGAGAUUACCCUUCUCCAAGAGCUUUGCACAGUCUACUUGAACCACAUUUUCUGACCCUUUUACUGUAUUCUAGAAAUAUACUCUAGAAUCUCAUACUUUAAUAUAUAGUUUGUAAAUAUUUCGAAGGACUAAGAGUCAUAGUUUUUUUUGUAUUCAUACUGAAAAUAUUGUUGAUUAGAGAAACCAAUUGUUUUGCUUUUUAUUGCUCUUUGAGAAAUUUGAGGGUUCUAUGUUUUGUAGUUAGGUUAACUAAACUCAAAUUGAAAAAGGAAGGGCUGGAUAAACACUGGAUUUUCAGUGAGAAAACAACCCAGUCUUGUUUUAGCAGUUCAGGAGUCUGAGGGGUGGGGUGGAGGGGGAAGGAUGUGCUUUUAAAGGUGGAACAAACCCUCUUCUGUGUCAAAUCAAAAGGAUGGUCAAAAUCCACAAGGGCAGAUGCUACUUAAGCUUAAAAAGAGCCAUAGUUGAUACCAAAUCCUCUUGGGGCUGAAAAUCACUUCCUAUCUGCAUGGCUUUCCUGACGAUCUCUGUUUUCCAUUAUCUUUUCAACAAAGUCUUGAUCAGUAUUUUUCCAGCAUCCAAAUUGGAAUGGUCAGUAUUAGGUUAUUGCUAAGUUAGGUAGUACAGAAACAAAAAUAGAAUUUCAUGCUAGAGAUGUCUUUAUUCUUCCACCUAAAAGAGUUUAGAUCAAAUUACUUUUUAGUGCAAUAUUUAAAUGAUGAAAUUUUGAGAUCACAACUCUAGUCUGAAAAGUUGUGGGGGAAAAAGAAAACUGAGGCAAAUGACAAGCAAAACUUAAUAGACUCCCACUUCCAGUGGGCCACAGUUAUGAAAAUAUGGCCACAGUUAUGAAAAUAUGCUACAAAUGUUAGAAACACACACACACACAUAUAUGGAUAUAUAUGACGGGCAGUUCCGACAGCAAACCUGAAGAGUUCUUAAGUCAAGUGUGGUUUGGCUUCUCUGGAACCACAGCUGUGCUUCUUAGAUAAUGCUCAUUGUACUGUUGUUUUAAUAUAUGCAGAUCAUAUAACCUCCAAUUAAACCAUAGUUUUUUCUUUCAUGUUUUUGUGCUAUUAAAAAAAAAGUAAAAUCCAUACCAAAUAUUUUAAAAAUUAAGAUUCGUGUGGGCUUUUAAAAGGCAUUUGUAUGGUGUUAGCUGACAUAGGCUAGGUAGUGUUGUUGAAAAAAAUAUGCCCAGGUUCCCUCGUGGCUACUGGAAUUUCUUUUCUGUGCCCUCUUGCCCCCCCAUGACUGUGGUGGUUAUUGGGGCCACCAGAAUCAUGGUUCCUUAUCUUGUCUUUCCACGGCCCAUAUUCCUUGGUCGGCUGUGAUUUGUGGUUGAUUUGACCCUCUUAGUGGCUCUCUAGUCUGAACUCCUCUUAGCAUUUAUUUACCUGUGAAACCUCAGAAAUUAGAAAGGAGAGGAAUAGGAUGUUUUUUGUUGUUUGACACUUUGAAAUGAUUAUGGCUGAAUCUUUUUUUUUUUUUUUUCAGAACAACAACAAAAAAAGCAUG
This is a messenger RNA of Lutra lutra (Eurasian river otter), 4106 nucleotides long. It is a transcript of the gene PHLDA1, whose product is annotated as pleckstrin homology like domain family A member 1. The record is from RefSeq and is a predicted model, not a curated record. The transcript has 2 exons. NCBI's taxonomy places the organism in Eukaryota, Metazoa, Chordata, Mammalia, Carnivora, Mustelidae. Gene Ontology annotation, cellular component: nucleus. The coding region runs from base 472 to 1656 and encodes 394 amino acids. Gene Ontology annotation, molecular function: phosphatidylinositol phosphate binding. Gene Ontology annotation, biological process: positive regulation of apoptotic process.